Molecule: messenger RNA, 1375 nt
Organism: Ciona intestinalis (vase tunicate)
Lineage: Eukaryota; Metazoa; Chordata; Ascidiacea; Phlebobranchia; Cionidae
Source: RefSeq, a predicted model, not a curated record
AUAUAUACUUUUUCAGGUAUCAAGAACUGAUAGCAAAUUUGCGCAAAACUUAACACCGAAAUGAAAUGGUUAUAUAUAUUAGUACUGAUUUUCCUGUACUUCGUUUACUUACUCGUCGGUGCGGGCGUUUUUGUGGCACUUGAAUUUUCAAGAGAAGAAUUAGAAUGUCAAAGAACCAUUACGGAAAUCGGCGAAGUUGCGGCAAAAGUAAAUUCAAAUCUUUCAAACGCUAAUGGCAGCAACGAUAAUUUAACGGGCGAGGAUUUUAGAAAUCUUAUACAGUUAAUUCGUGAAGCCCCACAAAACGGAGUUCAAUUCGAUUCAAAUCAAACUGCGAGCUGCGCACACAACUGGGAUUUUCAUAACGCACUUUUCUUUGCUGGGACAGUUGUUACUACUAUAGGUUAUGGAAAUAUCAGUCCCCAGACAUUUGGCGGGCGAGUGUUCUGUAUCUUCUAUGCGGCAAUAGGAAUCCCGCUUUUCGCAAUAAUGUUUGCAGCUAUCGGAGAAAAAUUGUCGAAACUAUUCAAAAGAUUGGACACAAAACUUACAAAAAAGACUCGAAGUUCGAUUCUACGCAAAGCAUUCGUGUUCGUAGUCACUGCUGGGACGUUGCUGCUGUUCUGUUGCGUCAUACCAGCGUUUGUAUUCGUAGCUGUAGAGAAGUGGGACUACAACGAAGCGUUCUAUUACUCGUUCAUAACCCUAACUACCAUUGGCUUUGGGGACUUUGUAGUCGGUACCGAUGCGGACUUGAGCUAUGCAACUAUAUAUAAGGUCGCAGUUUACUUAUGGAUUUUAUUCGGCUUAGCUUAUAUGGCAACAGUAAUCAGCAUUGUUAGUGGAUAUAUGCACGAUACAGCAAAACCUAAGAAAAACGACAGUAAUACGUCUGCCAAGCCAACAGAAGACGGCGUGGACGGUGAGUUUCACGUCACUGAAGACGAAGUGAUACCUAACAAGUAUAUUCACGAAAAUGAACUUCCGCUGGAUGGUGAUAGCACGUCGAACAAAGUCUCAACGGUGGCAUUUUAACAUAUUGUAUACCCUUUUUUGAAUGAUGUUUAGUAGCAUGAGGUAUAGGACAUAUUUUUUACUCUAUUUCUUGUCCUAUUUGGUAGCAAAGAAAGAAUAUUUACAAAAUUAUGUCACCGUAGCCCUGCGACUUUAAAAGAGCGUUGUUUGUUGUUAAGAACACGAUUAGGAAACAUGAGAAGUUAACCCAAAUAAGUAUCCUUAUAUUUCACCGUAUAUUUAUAUAUGUUAAAACACAACAAUGCCACUGUAACGACCGCAGUAUUGCGGGUUCGAAUCCGCGGUAGUUUAGAGGUAAUGCAAAUUAUCUUUUAUUCAUACAUGUUUAUAUACUCAAUAC